Molecule: messenger RNA, 1487 nt
Organism: Malus domestica (apple)
Lineage: Eukaryota; Viridiplantae; Streptophyta; Magnoliopsida; Rosales; Rosaceae
Product: serine/threonine-protein phosphatase PP2A-4 catalytic subunit
Biological process (GO): mitotic cell cycle
Cellular component (GO): cytosol; nucleus
Molecular function (GO): protein serine/threonine phosphatase activity
Source: RefSeq, a predicted model, not a curated record
ACGCGCUCUCUCCUUAGAUUUGUCUCCGUCCUCUCCACCUCUGGUUUAAGCAGGAUCAGAGUGUGAGGACUGGCACCAAUAUCCUAAUCUGGGGUUAGGGUUAUCCCUAAUCCUCCCUAAUCCGGAUACCAAUAAAAUCCCCAAUUCGAUUUUCCAAUUCGAAGUUGAGAGAAGCAAGAUGGGCGUGAAUUCGGUAUCGUCGGACACGAACAGCGAUCUCAACGAGCAGAUCGAGCAACUCAUGCAGUGCAAGCCACUCUCGGAGCAACAGGUGAGAAUGUUAUGCGAAAAAGCAAAGGAAAUUCUAAUGGGAGAAAGCAAUGUUCAGCCUGUGAAAAGCCCAGUGACAAUUUGUGGAGAUAUUCAUGGGCAGUUUCACGACCUUGCAGAGCUUUUCCGAAUUGGAGGGAAGUGUCCUGAUACCAAUUACUUGUUUAUGGGAGAUUAUGUGGACCGCGGCUAUUAUUCUGUUGAAACUGUGACGCUCUUAGUGGCCCUGAAAGUGCGUUAUCCUCAGCGAAUCACUAUUCUCAGAGGAAACCAUGAAAGUCGCCAGAUUACUCAGGUUUAUGGGUUUUAUGAUGAGUGUCUCCGAAAGUAUGGCAAUGCCAAUGUUUGGAAGAUCUUCACUGACCUUUUUGACUACUUUCCACUGACAGCAUUGGUCGAGUCAGAAAUAUUUUGCCUGCAUGGUGGAUUGUCCCCUUCAAUUGAAAACCUUGAUAACAUAAGGAAUUUUGAUCGUGUUCAAGAGGUUCCACAUGAAGGGCCGAUGUGUGAUCUGUUAUGGUCUGACCCAGAUGACCGAUGUGGUUGGGGUAUUUCGCCUCGCGGUGCAGGAUAUACUUUUGGCCAGGAUAUAUCUGAACAGUUUAAUCAUACAAACAAUUUAAAGUUGAUUGCAAGAGCUCAUCAGUUGGUCAUGGAUGGAUUCAACUGGGCACAUGAACAAAAGGUGGUUACUAUAUUUAGUGCACCUAAUUAUUGCUAUCGCUGCGGGAACAUGGCUUCUGUUUUAGAAGUCGAUGACUGCAGGGGCCAUACCUUCAUUCAGUUUGAGCCAGCUCCGAGGAGAGGAGAGCCAGAUGUUACCCGUAGAACACCCGAUUACUUUCUUUGAAACUACUGCAUUGGUGUCAUUUAUUUUGUGGUUCUUCCACUCUUCCACGAUUGGGGUAGCACAUUGUUUUUGCACAAGAUGACUAUUGGGUUUGCAAUCUAGGUCAUAGGAUUCCAAGACCGAUGUAAAAUACACAGGUAAGGUGCCUGCUGAUUUGUCUUACACUAGAACGUUGCUGGAUUUCCCAUCGAAUAGUUCGCCUAGCUGUUGACUCAUCGUAAUUAUUGUAUCAUAUCCAGCAGCAGAAGAUGUGGAUAUCCUUUUUCGUUUUUGUAUUUUCGUUCUUUUUCGCCUUGUACGUUUUGCUCACCCUUCCCAUGGGUGCAUGGGACUUUAUUAUUAGUGGAUGUUUUGCUCUUUUCUUCGA